AGUCACAUGGUUCCGGGUAGUAGGCGGUGCGCGCUGGUGCGACGUCAACGCAGCCGGCUAAGUUCCCCUGACCUGUGUACUGCGGUCCGGCCCGGCUGAGUCCUCCGAGGGGCCCUGGUCGGGCGGUUUGCUGGCUACUUUUGCAGCCGCUAUGGACAACUCCGGAAAGGAAGCGGAGGCGACGGCGCUGCUGGCCGAGGCCGAGCGCAAACUGAGAAACUCGCAGUCCUUCUUCUCGGGCCUCUUUGGAGGCUCAUCCAAAACAGAGGAAGCCUGUGAAAUCUACGCCAGAGCGGCAAACAUGUUCAAAAUGGCCAAAAACUGGAGCGCUGCCGGAAACGCUUUCUGCCAAGCAGCCCAGCUGCAUCUGCAGCUCCAGAACAAGCACGACGCGGCCACCUGCUUUGUGGACGCUGGCAACGCGUUCAAGAAAGCUGACCCCCAAGAGGCCAUCAACUGUCUGAUGAGAGCAAUCGAGAUCUACACAGACAUGGGCCGAUUCACGAUCGCAGCCAAGCACCACAUCUCCAUCGCCGAGAUCUACGAGACAGAGCUGGUGGACAUCGAGAAGGCCAUCGCCCACUACGAGCAGUCUGCAGACUACUACAAGGGCGAGGAGUCCAACAGCUCAGCCAACAAGUGUCUGCUGAAGGUGGCCGGGUACGCGGCGCAGCUGGAGCAGUAUCAGAAGGCCAUUGACAUCUACGAACAGGUGGGGACCAACGCCAUGGACAGCCCCCUUCUCAAGUACAGCGCCAAGGACUACUUCUUCAAGGCGGCCCUCUGCCACUUCUGUAUCGACAUGCUCAACGCCAAGCUUGCUGUCCAGAAGUACGAGGACCUCUUCCCUGCUUUCUCUGACUCCCGCGAGUGCAAGCUGAUGAAAAAAUUGCUAGAAGCCCAUGAAGAACAGAACGUGGACAGCUACACUGAGGCGGUGAAGGAGUACGACUCCAUAUCCCGGCUGGACCAGUGGCUGACCACCAUGCUGCUGAGGGGCAAGAAGACCAUCCAAGGCGAGGAGGAGGACCUGCGCUAAGCCCCGCCCCGGCGCCUGUCUUCCUGCCCCUCUGCUCUCCCCAGCAGCCCCUCCAAACAUAGCGUGAGCCCAGAGAAAAGUGACCCGGACCUCAGCUGGGACCCUCCCUCCACCCCGCGCCCCAGUCUCACAGGCCACAGUGCAGGCUCACACUGCGUCCGCGCUCCCGAGGCCGGGGCCUGCUGGCUAACCAGUCCCCCCUGUUCUCGUUGCACCUCUCCCCCACCCAUUUAUUUAAGCCCAAGAGGUACCUUUUCCCCCCCAAAACACAGAAUCCGUGACGUAGACCUGUUUGCUAUGGGUGCUGCCAGGGACGGGGUCAGCAUCUGGCCCCUCAUCUCCCGAAUGGCUGGGGCUGGGUGUGAGGUUGGUUUCUGUCUCCCCACUUCUGUCCCCCAGCCAGGCGCUGAGCACAUGUGGCUGCUGAGAUGUGCUCUUGCCACUGGGGGUGGGUCCCUUCCCCCCACCCAGUGCUGGGAGCCUCCCCAGCCCCUGCAGCCCAGGCCUCCCAGGAAAGCCCCAGGCCCUGGAGCUCAGGGUCGUCCUGCACCCGCCCCCACCUGCUCCUGCCGUAGUGCUUCGGGGCUUAUCUGUUGGAAGCUGCGGCUGGCCCCAAAAAGAGAACAAAAAACAACAUUUUUGCAUGAGUCUUUCUUCCUCUUCACCUCUGCUACCCUCUUCUUCCUUGGGAGGGCUGGAGUCCUGUCUUCCUGCGUGCCCCCGUGGCUCUGGUCACCCUGUGUGGGAGAGGGAGAGGAGACCUGGGAGCCCCAAGGAUGUUGGGUUUGCGGAGGAGCCGCGAACCUGGGAAUCUGGAACACCCAUCUUCAUCUGGGGGCCUUGGUUCCCUCGGCUGGGUCGAUGGGUAGCAGUGCCCCUUGGAGCUGGCCGGAGGGUGAGUGCAGCAGUCGGGUGGAAGGGUUAGGCCCCUGCAUCUUCCAGCCUCGCCCAAUUCCACGCCCUGGAGGGAGCACUGGAAGCCCCAGUGGCACUUGUUCCAUGUGUCGCAGGACGGGGGAGAGAGUGGGUACGGGGAGUGGGAGAGAAGAUGACAGGAUCUCUUUGCACAGGAAAGGUGGGUGAGAGCCACCCACCUGCAAACUCCAUGGUGCAGGCCCGUGAGUCAGGUGCACCAUCCAGUGUGCACGUACUUCCACCCUUCGUGGGGGGACAGCUCGGUGCCCGGAGGCAGACAGUGUUCCAGGGCAGGGAUGAUGCUGAGGGGCUGCCUGGGAACCAGCUCAGUUACGACUCCUGAGACGUCCUGGCCGGUUUGGCUCAGCAGUUGGAGCGUCGGCCUGCGGACCAGAGAGUCCCGGGUUCAGUUCCCACUAGGGGCACAUACCAAAAAAAAAGAAGAAGAAGACUCCUGAGACCUGAGAUCGAUUACUGAUGUCUGCCAUGGGCACAGGCUGAAGAAUGGUUUAAGAAGCUAUUUCUGCCAUUUGUGACUGAAAUAGUAAUUCCCAAUCCUUGGCUGUGCUUGCAAUCAUUAAAAGUACUUACGCUUGGAUCACACCCUUAUAAAUUGUGGUUU
Molecule: messenger RNA, 2576 nt
Organism: Molossus molossus (Pallas's mastiff bat)
Lineage: Eukaryota; Metazoa; Chordata; Mammalia; Chiroptera; Molossidae
Gene: NAPA
Product: NSF attachment protein alpha
Exons: 11
Coding region: 152-1039 (295 amino acids)
Biological process (GO): intracellular protein transport; SNARE complex disassembly; regulation of synaptic vesicle priming
Cellular component (GO): terminal bouton; synaptobrevin 2-SNAP-25-syntaxin-1a complex; vacuolar membrane
Molecular function (GO): syntaxin binding; soluble NSF attachment protein activity
Source: RefSeq, a predicted model, not a curated record